AUGGAGCAAUUUAAACAAUUAGUUUACCAGAGAGGCCGAGUGCAGGCGCGAGUAUCGGUGAUUAUCAACAAGCUAAGUGAUGCGAUAGAGCAAAACGAUAAUACCAACUUAUCGCAGUUAAAAGCUGUCCCAGUUUUUGGGAAAACAGAAGACCAGGACGAAAAGUUGGAUGAGUUUGACAGCAUUCAUACUGAUGCUUUGGAAAAGCUCAAUCAUCUGUUGGAUUUCUUUCGUGCCGAUCCAACACAUAACAACCGUGGAUCCCCUCAAGUUAUUGUGACCCAACAGCCUCUGAAGACGCCGAUUCCGACAUUCGACGGAAAGUAUGAAGCGUGGCCAAAGUUCAAGGCGCUGUUUAAUGAUUUGGUAGGUAAGUGUGGUGAUUCCGAUGCAACAAAACUGCAAUACCUCGACAAAGCGUUAAUUGGUGAAGCUUCCGGCAUCCUGGAUGCCAGAAUCAUUAACGACAACAACUAUCAACAAGCGUGGCAGUUGUUAGAGGAGCGGCUUGAGAACCCGCGAGUGAUCAUCGACACCCACAUUUCCGGUUUAUUGUCGAUGAAACCCAUAUAUAAGCAGUGCUGGAAAGAACUGAGAAACCUAAUCGACAAUUGUAAUCGUCAUGUAGAGGGGCUGCGAUUUAUGGAACAAAACAUCGACGGGACAUCUGGUCUUAUCGUUGUGAAGCUGCUGACAUCUUGCCUCGAUGGAGAAACGAGAAAGCAGUGGGAACAAACUUUGGAACAUGGGGAACUUCCGAACUUUGAUGAAUCCCUAAAGUUUCUCAGGAAUUAUUGUCAGGUCCUCGAAAGGUGUGAGAUAGAUAAGACGUCCUGCAAACUUCCUAUGUCGGUGAAGCCCAGCUGGUCACCGAGAGCAUUCUAUCCAGGGACAUCCGUUCUAUCCGAGAGUGUGUGUGAAGUGUGCGCAGGGUCGCACCUUAAUUACAAGUGUCCUUCUUUCCUGAACAUGAAUGUUGGUCAGCGGGUUAGCAAAGUGAAGCAAAUUGGACUGUGUUUCAACUGUCUUCGUAAGGGCCAUCAAAUUCGAGCCUGUCCGUCGGAUAAGUCAUGCUCCAAGUGUAGUAAAAAGCACCACACAAUGUUGCACUAUGAGCGAGAAUUUUAUCUUGAGCCUGAGUCACAAAGUUUAAAUACAACGGAAGAGUCAGAAGUUAAAACAGCAUCAGUAUCAGCUUUUCCAGAAAAUCCAGUGUCUACAGCGUGUUCCAGCUUUCAAAGACCAGCAAAACAAGUUCUUUUGAUGACUGCGUUGGUGAGUGUAGCAUCGAAAGGUGGCAGAGAAAGUAAGCUUCGUGCCCUCCUCGAUUCUGGAUCUCAAGUUAACCUUAUAUCUGAGUCUGCUGUCAACUUACUGGAACUUCCAAAGUAUCCUGCAAACAUUCCAGUUGUUGGUGUAGGUGGUGCAAAAUCUCGAAUUCUACAUCGUGUGAUAAUGAGACUAUUUUCCGAUUACUCUGGAUUCCAAAGUGACGUGAACUGUUUGGUGACGAGGAAAGUGACAGACAAAGUUCCUUCCGUUCCUGCUGACAUUUCGGAAUGGAACAUUCCACCAGGCAUUGUGUUAGCCGAUCCCAAAUUCAACCAGCCGAGAGAUGUGGACCUACUUAUUGGAGCUGAAAUAUUUUUCCAAAUAUUGAAACAAGCUCAACUGAAAUUAGCUGAGGGUCUUCCAAGCUUGUACGAGACAGAAUUUGGAUGGGUCUUCGCCGGUGCUUUGAAUGAAUCUGAAACCGAAGCUGUUAACGUGUUGUGUGCCACCAAUGAGGAUCCGUUGUUGAAAGAAAUUCCAAAGUAUUUCGAGCUUGCUGAAGAGAAAGUGCCAGCGAUGAAGAGAUUACUAUCAAAUGAUAACGAAGAUGAAAGAGAUGGAUCUAACUAUCAUCGAGGAACACCAAGACCUUGGUCAGUGCCACGAGAUUCGCGAGGAGAACGAUCGUAUGGUAUUUGA
Messenger RNA from Toxorhynchites rutilus septentrionalis, 1971 nucleotides. RefSeq lists its product as uncharacterized. Gene Ontology annotation, biological process: proteolysis. The record is from RefSeq and is a predicted model, not a curated record. NCBI's taxonomy places the organism in Eukaryota, Metazoa, Arthropoda, Insecta, Diptera, Culicidae. The transcript is spliced from 2 exons. Gene Ontology annotation, molecular function: zinc ion binding; nucleic acid binding; aspartic-type endopeptidase activity. The coding region runs from base 1 to 1971 and encodes 656 amino acids.